CGUCAUAAUUACCCCCACAUCGACAUCGUUUCUCAUUGUAAUCUCCGAUUGGUUCGUUGAAGAUUCAAACGGCAGCAGAAUUUUAACAAAAUUAGCCAUCAAAAGCCCCUUUAAUCAAUGAUUAUAUACUAAUCCAUACCGUUCUAAGCUCAGGUGUACUUUAGCUACAGUGAAAUUGAAUGGAGAAUUCGGAGGAUCUUUGCAACAUAGAAGGGAACGGAGAUGGAAGAGGCAAUAACGGAGCUUGCUGUGCGCCGUCAACAUCAGCGGCGGCGAGCAGCUCCGCGUACAAGUUGUUCGGCCGGCAAACCUCUUUUCAUCAGAUGAUGGGCGGCGGAAAAGCUGCUGAUGUUAUAUUAUGGAGGCGGAGGCGUGUCUCUUUUGGCAUAAUCAUUGCUGCUACAGUCGCAUGGCUCAUCUUUGAGUAUUCAGAGUUACCUUUCUUAUCAGUUUCUUCUGAUGUCUUGCUGAUUCUGAUUGUUCUCCUCUUUCUCCGUGCAAACUAUGCUGCCUUCAGGAAGAAACAACUCCCAACAUUACCAGAGUUAGUCUUGUCAGAAGAAAUGGUCAAUAAUGCUGCGGCAUCAUUUCGGGUCAAAAUCAAUUAUAUGCUACUCAUGGCUCAUGAUAUCACUCUUGGCAAAGAUUUCAAACUCUUCUUCAAGGUAGUUAUUAUUCUCUGGCUUCUAUCUGUUAUGGGAAGCCUAAUAUCUUUCUUCACGCUUGCAUAUAUAGGAACAAUUAUAUUCAUUACUGUGCCUGCCUUAUAUAAUAAAUUUGAAGACCACGUGGAUCGAUAUGCUGGGAAGAUCCACAGGCAAUUUUCAAGGCACUACAGAAUAGUGGAUGAGACCAUUAGUAGGUUGCCCCGGAGUAUUACCAAGGACAAAGAACUAUAAAAUCUUUUUACCAAGUAGGAGUAUGUUGAUUUUGAUAAAAGAAAGCUCUUAGUUUGGUGUUGGUCCAUGAAUAAGAUGGAACUCGCAUUGCAUCAUUCUGGUUUGUCUCUCCUCAUUCUCGUUUGCCAUAGAAUGAGGGUGAAUGACUUGAGCCUUUAUUUGAUUUAUCUUGACUCUGCAAAUCUUUUCUGUUUCUAAACUUUUAAGUUGGCAUUGUCAGAAACAAGAUAACGAGGGCAAUUGUCACCGACUUCUCUGUCCUAGUGGGCAGGUGAUAGCGCAAAAACUUGAAACAUCUGGGAGUUCUUUCCAUCAAACUUGUUAACUUUGAUGGAAACAGACGUGUUCGGUGGUUCACACAUGAUAGCAAUAUAUGAGAUGCUAUGUUGACUUUUGCAUUA
Nicotiana attenuata is the source of this 1300-nucleotide messenger RNA. Its product is annotated as reticulon-like protein B16. The transcript is spliced from 6 exons. Lineage: Eukaryota; Viridiplantae; Streptophyta; Magnoliopsida; Solanales; Solanaceae. Bases 180 to 899 code for a protein of 239 amino acids. The record is from RefSeq and is a predicted model, not a curated record.